This is a messenger RNA of Papaver somniferum (opium poppy), 1638 nucleotides long. RefSeq names its product light-inducible protein CPRF2-like. The record is from RefSeq and is a predicted model, not a curated record. Gene Ontology annotation, biological process: regulation of DNA-templated transcription. Gene Ontology annotation, molecular function: DNA-binding transcription factor activity. Bases 81 to 1316 code for a protein of 411 amino acids. The transcript is spliced from 6 exons. Lineage: Eukaryota; Viridiplantae; Streptophyta; Magnoliopsida; Ranunculales; Papaveraceae.
GAGACCUGCGAGAGAGAGAGAGAGAGAGAGAGAGGAGAAAGUGGGAACCAACAGAGUCGAGAGGCAGAAAGGAGAGAGAGAUGGAAAGGGUGUUUUCAGUGGAAGAAAUUUCAGACCCAUUUUGGACACAAACACCACAAAUACCUGGUAGUGGUGGUGGUGGUGAAGAUCAUCAUAUGAAUAGAAGUUCUUCAGAAUGGGCUUUUCAAAGAUUCUUACAAGAAGCUGUUACUUCACCAACUAAUUCUCUUUCUUCUUCUACAUCUAAUACAGUUGUUCCUCUUUUUCCUCCUUCUACUCUCCUACCUUCUUCUUCAGCAAGAAGUCCUGAUGAAGAAGUUAUUGAGAUCAAGGACAAUAACCAUCAUCAUCAUGUUCAGAACCAUCAUCCUUUACCUUCUUCUGAUCCAUUAUUAAAAUCUCCAAUUGAUGCAAAAGAAUAUCAGGAAAUUCUUAAACAGCGUCUUACUGAAGCUUGUGCUGCUGUUGCUAUGUCUCGGGUGUCUACUGUGAAAUCUCAGGACUCUACAACUUUUCCUAACACUGGGGUGCAAGUCUCAGAUGCUUUGCCAUUAGAAUCUCAAGCUACCUCUAAAGGAUUUGGAUAUAAGUUCUCGAGUGUACAAAAUAAAGCUGUUGGUGGGGGACCAGUAGGCAUUCCAGCGUUUCCUGCCGUGCAGAAAAUUUCAGGGGUGCCGGUUAGGCCAACAACUAGUGGUUCGUCAAGAGAGCAGUCAGAUGAUGAUGAUCUUGAAGGAGAAACAGAAAUGACGGAUAAUAUGGAUUCUACCGAUGUGAAACGUGUAAGGAGGAUGCUGUCAAAUAGGGAGUCAGCUAGACGCUCUAGAAGAAGAAAGCAAGCACAUCUGAGUGAACUUGAGGGACAGGUGGCACAAUUAAGACUUGAAAACUCAUCAUUACUGAAGCGCCUCACUGAUAUAAACCUUAAGUACACUGAAGCUGCUGUUGACAAUAGAGUUCUCAAAGCAGAUGUUGAAACUGUGAGAGCAAAGGUGAAAAUGGCUGAAGAAACUGUUAAGAGAAUGACUGGAUUGAGUAAUCCACUUUUCCAGGCCAUGCCCGAUUUCUCCAACAUGGGCAUGCCAUAUGCGGGUAGCCCUACUCUGACCGACUCUAGUGCAGAUGUUUCUGCACCAACUCGUGGCGGGAGAUUGAACAAUGGAUUGGCUGAUUCUUCUCCUGUUAUGUCCGGGGAAAGCAUGCAGAACAACAAGAUGGGUCCAACAGGUGGCCCUGUGCAGUGGGAUGCAGGAUGGGGAGGACCAACAAACCCUUCAAGCAGCACAGAGCGCUAACAAACAUACAUUUAUGUCUGAGCAAGUUAUGCGCAAGGAAAGAUACUUGUAUUAUUAGUUAUAGGCCAAAAGUGCAUGUAAGUACCUGAAUUUGUAUUGGUAAUUGGUAUAGUGGCAUACUCAUGUUACCUGGAAACUUUUACAUCAAUAGAACAUUUUGGGGGGGAUUAUUUAUGUUCGAUCCUCAUAAUGAUGGUAAAAAUUUGAUAGUCAGAUAGUCGUAGUUUAGCUUUGGGGGUCUAAAAUAAGAGUGAUUUGCCUGACUUGAGCAAACAUUUGUAUUAAGAAGCUAAUUAGUGGAAUUCAAGUGAAUAAUUAAAAA